Molecule: messenger RNA, 1580 nt
Organism: Melampsora larici-populina 98AG31
Lineage: Eukaryota; Fungi; Basidiomycota; Pucciniomycetes; Pucciniales; Melampsoraceae
Exons: 5
Coding region: 179-1246 (355 amino acids)
Biological process (GO): transmembrane transport; monoatomic cation transport
Cellular component (GO): membrane
Molecular function (GO): monoatomic cation transmembrane transporter activity
Source: RefSeq, a predicted model, not a curated record
GGAUUUCAAAAUACAAUACUUUAUCCAUCCACCACAUCACCACUCAACACCAGAACGAUUUAAACAGCUAUCAGGAUUUCAGUUUACCACUUUAACCAACUCAACUCACUCAAUCACUCAAUCACAAAACUCAUCAAUCGAACUUCAAAAACUCAAAUCAAUCUUAUUCAUUCAUCAAAUGCCUUGUUCUCAUUCACAUUCAUCAGAUUCGCAUCAUCAUUCACAUGAAGAUGGAGAAGAACAAGCAGCUUUGUUGGAUGCAUUAAGAGGUCAAGGUGAUAAAGGAAGUUUAGUGACUUUGAUCGGUUUAGGUUCAAAUAUUAUGUUAACUUUAACCAAAGGAAUUGCAGGAUAUUAUUUAUCUUCUGCUUCUUUGAUGGCUGAUGCAGGUCAUAGUCUUUCAGAUUUGAUUGGUGAUUUUAUUACUUUGUUUUGUUGGAAUUGGUCUAAGAAACCAAAAGAUCAAAGUUAUCCUUUUGGUUAUGGUAAAUAUGAAUCGGUUGGUUCAUUAAUUGUGGCUUUCUUUUUGAUUAGUGGUGGAUUAGGAAUCGCACUUAGAUCACAACUCGAUCAAUCAAGUCUGAUUUCAAACCUAUUAACUUGGUUACCCGAUUCGAUCUCGUUACCUCAUACUCAUUCCCAUUCACAUGGAUCUGAAGAUGGAUCACAUGAUCAUGAUCAUUCGGUUGAUUUUAGGGCUGCUUAUUUUGCUCUGUUAAGUGUGGUGGUCAAAGAAUGGUUGUAUCGGAUGACUUAUAGGGUAGGUAAAGCAGAGGAUUCAAAUGUUUUGUUGGCUAAUGCGCUUCAUCAUCGAAGUGAUGCUUUUGGUAGUUUGGUGGCUUUACUUGCGAUUGUUGGAUCUUCAUUUGGGUUAACGAUUUUAGAUCCUAUUGGAGGGUUUAUUGUAUGUGGAAUGAUUUUAUCAAGUGGAUAUGAAAUAGGAAAAAAAUCAUUUCAAGAAUUAGUAGAUCGAUCGACUAAUCAAACAUUUGAAGAAGAUUUAAAGAAUUUAUUAAAUACAUCGUUUCAAAGAAAAGAUAAUUUGAUAGAUUGGUCAUCGAUAGAAGAAGUGAUGAAGAUUAGAAGUUUAAGGUUUGGAAGUAAGAUGAUGAUCUUUUUGGAAGUUAAAGUUGUGGAUCAUAAGUUGAGUUUAAGAGAAAUCGUUCUCAUGGAAGUCAUGUUGGGUAAAACUAUUAAGAAAGAAAAGAAAAAUGUUGAGGAAGUGGUCGUUAGGUUUAGAGCUUAAGUUUAUUUUGGAUUGAAAUAUUAAAGAUUGGAAGUAUGCUAGACUUUUUUUGAUCCUUCUUUCUCUCUCGGCAUAUGAAAUACUUGAUUUGUUUCUUUUUGAAUUUGGUGAUUAGGAUACAGCAAUUUACAUAGUAUUCAAUUCAAACCAAAACCAGAAACCAAAAACCAACAAAUUAAAAAGUUUUCUUGAUUCAUAUUAUAUCUUUCUCUUUUCUUAAAUUGUUGUUUCCUGCUUUUUUCAUUUUGCUUGUACAUAAGUUUUUUAGUUUUUCUUUUUAAAAUCAAUGAAUGGGAAUUAAGAAAACAAAAGACGUUGAGUUUAUUGAUUGAAA